Messenger RNA from Oreochromis niloticus (Nile tilapia), 1640 nucleotides. RefSeq names its product hes family bHLH transcription factor 6 (gene hes6). Gene Ontology annotation, biological process: regulation of DNA-templated transcription. Lineage: Eukaryota; Metazoa; Chordata; Actinopteri; Cichliformes; Cichlidae. Gene Ontology annotation, molecular function: protein dimerization activity; DNA binding. The record is from RefSeq and is a predicted model, not a curated record. The transcript has 4 exons. The coding region runs from base 630 to 1289 and encodes 219 amino acids.
ACACUUACAGAAAAGCAUAGUAUGGAUGUGUAUUCGUGAGACUGGGUGAAUGAGACUUGUAGUAGAAAGCACUUUGAGUGCUCAAUUUGAGUAAAAAGGAGUCUUUGAGUGGCUUUGAGGCGAUUGUUAUGAUUUAGCACUAUAUAAUAAAAAUGAAUUUAAUAUAAGUAACAUGUUUACCAAAAUUGAUUGAAUGUGGUCAAAAGCUAAACCUCCGGUUAUGUUUAGCUUUCCCAAAAUAAAACUAUUUUCUUUCACCCACUACAAACUAAAUCCUACUUCAAAGUUGUUGACAUUAUCUUUGCAGCCUCUUUGUCCAUAUUUUGCACUCUUAUGUCUGCAUGCUGCUCCAUGGUUAAGACAUCGUUGUGACACAAUUUAAAGUGACCACAUGUGUUGGGGGGGUCGUUGCUCGUUCACCAAUUCACAUGCAAAUGAACCCACAUAUAGACUGCACACAGUGCAUUCCCCACCCCACCCCGUUUCCUCCUCUCUGUGCUCACUGCUGCUGGGAUCGCCCCGGCCAUCUGUCCCACUGACGGCCUCUAACGGCUCUUUGGAUUACACAGCAACUAACCAACCUCCAGUCUGGUCGGCUCCUGGCAGCGCCUGGGUUAAACUGCAAAAACAUGGCCCCCAUCAGCAGCAGCACACACGGCCUUGACAGAGUGGAUGACUGCGGUGGGGUCAGACCUGACAGAAAGAUAAGAAAACCUCUGGUUGAGAAGAAAAGAAGGGCUCGCAUCAAUGAAAGUUUACAAGAACUCAAAGUCCUUAUCGCCGACGAAGACUUCCAGUCAAAGAUGGAGAAUGCCGAAGUGCUGGAGAUGGCAGUGAAACGAGUGGAAGGCGUUCUUCAAAGGCGUGCUCAAGAAGUGGAUUCUGUGCACCGGGAUGUCUGUGAGCGUUUCGCUGCCGGAUACAUCCAGUGUAUGCACGACGUCCACACAUUUGUGUCCAACUGCCCGGGGAUUGACCCAACAGUGGCAGCGGAGCUGUUGAAGCACCUUCUGGAAAGUAUGCCACUUAACAACAACGAGUACCACCGAGUGAUGCUCCCGGACAUCGUAGCGUACAGCCCCGGCUAUAACAGCACUUGGUCCCUGUCUGAGAGCAUUCACACAGCCCUGGUGUCCCCAGCACCCUCCACCACCUCCAGCGACGACCUCUGCUCUGACCUGGAUGAGACCGACUCAGAGCAAAGCCAGGUUUCUUCUGAGGAGGAGGCAGACGGUCAAGAAGCGUUGUCCUGCCUAACUUGCUCUAAAGCUCUUUGGAGACCAUGGUAGACAAUUUAAGGUGGAAUAGGAGUUUAUUUUUAGUCGAAACAAUAGCUUGGGUUAGAGAUAGGCCAACACUGCGGGCAUCCGAUAAACUCUUUGUAAAGAUAUUCUAAUAUAUCUUUACAGAGCUUAGUGACCUUGUUUGGGCCUGCUGACUGAUGUAAAUAUGUACUUGUUCAAUAUAACUGCUGUAUAGAAAGUAGACCCCCACCAGAAAUGCACUGAUAUGAGUGUGUGUAAAUUAUUUCCUAAUUAGGAUCUGUUGAAUAUUCUAUUUAUACAUGUCAGAUGACUGUUAGUAGGCUACCUCAUCUAAGUUAAGCUGAAACUUUUUAAUAAAUAUUUUAGGGGAAAAAA